Andrographis paniculata is the source of this 743-nucleotide messenger RNA. RefSeq lists its product as uncharacterized. The transcript is spliced from 2 exons. Bases 111 to 533 code for a protein of 140 amino acids. NCBI's taxonomy places the organism in Eukaryota, Viridiplantae, Streptophyta, Magnoliopsida, Lamiales, Acanthaceae. The record is from RefSeq and is a predicted model, not a curated record.
UCUACAAACUUCUGUAGUCUAGUCUUUCACUUUUUCACUUUUCUUUCUUUCUUUCUCCUACCCCACAGUGACUCUAUCGUCUUCCUCCGCCGCUCCGCCGCCGCUGAAAAAUGCCUCAAAUGGAAGAAUCCGAGGGGGAGAAGAACAAUCCAAUCAUAGUUUUCUUCACCAAUUUGCUUUCUGGAAUCAAGCUGCCGUUUCCACCGAAGAACACCGCCAGCGAGAAGGAUGAGCCGGCCGUCGCUGCUGUUCGCGCAGAGGAGCCUCUUAUUGUAAAGUCUCCGGCGGCGGAGGAGGAUGAGAGCGGAAAGCCUGGCGUGGUGGCUUUUCCGCGGCGGAACUUUGUUCCGUUGAAGCUGGAGGAGGCUGACGCUGAGGCGGCUGAGCGGAGUACUAAUCCGGCGGUUCUUUGGCAGGUUUAUGCUAUUGGGGGAUUUUUCGUCUUGAGGUGGGCUUGGAAACGAUGGAACGAACACAAGGGGCAGAAGAAGCCAGGCGACGAGCCCCCCCCAACCACCUCCCCCGACUCAUGAAUAGUAUAGUAUCCUAUCCCGAUUGCCAUUGCUAUGUAAUUUCUCUUUUGCAAGAAACCUCUUACACUUUGAACCCAAGAAAUCGAAUUAUUUUUCUUCUUUUUAGUUGCUGCUACCAUUGCCUUUUAUUCUUGACAGAGUGGACUAAAUGUCGACGUUUUUGUUUUUGUUCUUGUUCUUAGUAUAGUCUUGUUACUUAUUGCAGGCCAA